UCGUGAAUCUGCUUCUCUCAUGAAAAACUGCCAUAGCUGAAGGGAAAAAAGGGGUUAAGAGAGCGCAGAGAUACUCAUAUGAAGAAGAAAUAGGCUCUAUGAACAGUAGGAGGAGUGAGAGAGAGUUAUAUGGUGUUCGAGAUGCGAGCCAAGUCCGGUAGAAAGGGAACCUUCUCCGUACUUCUCCUCUUCCUCCUUUUGAUUCUCAUUUUGCCCAGUAUUUAAUUCGUUUCUCUCUUCUCUUCGCUUCGCCCCCUUGUUCUUCCAUCUCACUCUUUUCUAUUUUACCUUUUCUCCGUUUUCCCUGAUUUUCAAGCUUUGAUCGAGAAGAAAGUCAACAUUUUUUAUGGGUUUUGUUCCUUUCCUCCUUUUCUUUAACCGAUCGAGUUUUCAUGGGUUUUAGUCUCGGAUCUGUUUGUUGGUCCAUGACUACUCAAAGGUUGCCUGAUGGUAGUUUGGGGGUUUGAUCUAGGGUUUUUUCUUACCUCUCUCUCUCCCCAUAAAGAAUCAUAUGGUGUUGUUAUCCGACGGAGUGAUCUGGUGUUGCGACAUGGAAUUGUUGCAAGUCUUCCUUUUGCUUUGAAGUAAAAAAAGAGAGGAAAGAUUCUAAUCUGUUGCUGAGCCAAAUCUGCCCACCAUUUUUGUUGUGGGAUUUUUUUUUCUUUUAACAAUCUUCACAUCCCUUACAAAUCGAAGUCACAGAUACUUGUCGGUUGUUUCUAAUCUGGAGCAUAUUGGGGGAGUUUAUGGGAAUACCCGAUGGUUCACUGCUAGAUCUAAUUGAUAAGGUUAGGUCUUGGAUAACUUUGGGCUCAAGCGAUCCUUUGUGUUUAUCCGGAGACUUUGAAAUGCCAAACCUUUCCAAAAUGUGCAAUGAUUGCGGGACCAAGUCGGAGGGAACAGUUUUAUUCCACGGAUGCUGCUGCCAGAGUUGUGGCAGAUGGUGGUGUGAGAACUGUAUGAGUUAUCCGAAUGAGACAGAUGAGAGGGAAUGUAAGAAGAAGCUGUGCAGAGCGUGCGUUGGGAAUGUAUUAGGGGGCAAGUCCUAUGAAAAGGUAUAUCCACGCGAGAGCCCAGAACCACCUUCCCCUUCUGGAAUUGAAUCUGUUCAAAGUGACAAUCUUGCUUCAAGUCUCCAAGCCCCGGAUUGCAGGUCUUCGCCUCAUGCCAUGGCUAACAGGAAUAUGUCCUCCAUCCGUUGCUAUCCUUGCAGGGCGGAGGAAGUGGAGGCAGAAUGUUCUGGCAAACAGUUUUUAAGCCCCUCAAGUGAAUACUAUCAGGACACUUCAGAUAUAGAUUCAGGUAGUGUUAGUGCUAGGCAUGACCUUUUUAGUUGUAAAUCUUCUGGGUCCAGUCCUUGCGACAGUCCAUGUAGGAACGAUUUUAGUCCUCUUGGGCGCUUUGUACAGCAUGGGAAAGAGCUUAGCCCCAUCACCGGUUCUUUUGUUCAAGAACCCAUGGCUGUUUUAAGAAAGCCAAAUCCAAGGGCCAUGGAUCUAGAAAAUCAUGACGUCCUUCAUUGUCAAGAGCAUAAGUCGCAACAACAGACGUUGGAUUUUGAGAAUAACGGCCUUAUCUGGUAUCCUCCGCCACCUGAGGAUGAGAAUGAUGAAGCUGAAAGUAAUUACUUUGUGUAUGAUGACGAAGAUGAUGCUAUUGGGGACUCUGCUACGGAGUUUUCAUCUAAUAGCAGCUUUUCUAGCCACAUUCCAGCGAGAGAGAAGCUGGGUGAAAGCCAUAAGGAACCUCUUAAAACUGUGGUACAUGGUCACUUUAGAGCUCUUGUGGCCGAGUUAUUACGUGGGGAGGGGCUUAAUCCUAGUAAUGAAGGCAGUGGUGGAGAUUGGCUGGACAUUGUUACUGCUUUGGCAUGGCAAGCUGCAAAUUUUGUGAAGCCGGAUACUCGUGCCGGUGGCAGUAUGGAUCCCGGUGACUACGUCAAAAUAAAAUGUAUAGCCUCGGGAAGACCAAACGAGAGCAUCCUCAUUAAGGGUAUAGUUUGUAGCAAGAACAUUAAGCACAAACGCAUGACAUCACAGUACAAAAAUCCACGCUUGCUGCUCUUAGGUGGGGCUCUUGAAUAUCAGAGAGUUACUAGCCAGUUAGCAUCUUUUAACACAUUGCUUCAACAGGAAAAUGAUCAUUUGAGGACAAUUAUAGCAAAAAUUGAGUCUUUGCGUCCUAAUGUUUUGCUGGUAGAGAAAAGUGUAUCUUCAUACGCACAGCAAUAUCUUCUAGAGAAGGAAAUCUCGUUGGUGCUUAAUGUGAAAAGGUCAUUACUGGAGCAAAUUGCCCGUUGCACUGGUGCUCUUCUUUGUCCCUCAGUAGAUAGUAUAUCCACUGCUCGGUUGGGCCACUGUGAGCUGUUCCGAACAGAGAAAGUGAUGGAACAGCAUGAAGUUGGCAGUCAAUUCAACAGAAAACCGUCCAAGACAUUGAUGUACUUUGAAGGGUGUCCUAGACGCCUUGGUUGCACGGUUCUGCUGAGGGGCAGUUGCCGUGAGGAACUGAAGAAGGUUAAAGAUGCAGUUCAGUAUGCUGCAUUUGCGGCUUAUCACUUGUCACUGGAAACUUCAUUCCUUGCAGAUGAAGGUGCUUCUCUGCCUAGAAUGAUAUUGAAGCAACCGAGAAUUGCACUAACAACAACAGAGAUGAGAAUGCUGGAUGGUGGCAUUUCCUCAAUAACUCAUUCUCCAACAAAAACCAGUUGCCAAACUGUAAUUGAUACUGCUAUACAUGAAGAUCAACUCUUGGCCCACACAGCAGAGCAUGAGGUGUCUGAAUCACUGAGUGAGGAUUUUCAUCCUGGCCAGAUUUUCCCUUCAUCUUCUGGUACAGUAUCGUGUAUAGUUGAUUCACAGCAUUCUGAUGCCUUAAACAAAGAUUUACCCAAUAAUUUGGUUAUUGGUUCAUAUCUCUCAAAUCAGUUAAAAGGUUUGCAAAUCUCCUCUAUACCCUCAAGUAUAGAAAUUCCAGAGUCACAUACCCAAGUAUUGAUAGGUGAAGAAGAUAACCAAUUAGAGGAAACUCAUGAUUUGCUGCAAAAUGAGAAAUUUGAUGAAAAUGAUGUUUCGAGCGAGUAUUUCUCGGCUGCUGACUCUCAUCACAGUAUAUUGGUCUCUUUUUCGAGCCAUUGUGUGUUGAAAGAAUCUGUUUGUGAACGUUCCCGGCUGUUGAGGAUUAAGUUUUAUGGGUCCUUCGAUAAACCUCUCGGAAGAUAUCUCCGGGACGAUCUUUUUGACCAGGUGACUUCUACCUGUAGAUCUUGCAAAGAGCCUGUUGAUGCACAUGCCCUCUGCUAUACUCACCAGAAUGGAAAUCUUACUAUCAUUGUUAGGCGCCUCUCUUCAAUGAAGCUUCCUGGAGAACAGGAUGGGAAGAUAUGGAUGUGGCACCGCUGCUUAAGAUGUGGUAAAGUGGAUGGAGUCCCUCCUGCUACUCGAAGAGUGGUUAUGUCUGAUGCUGCUUGGGGACUAUCCUUUGGGAAGUUUCUGGAACUUAGCUUUUCAAAUCACGCAACUGCAAAUCGUGUUGCAUCCUGUGGCCAUUCGCUUCAGAGGGACUGUCUGCGUUUUUAUGGAUUCGGGAGUAUGGUUGCGUUCUUUAGGUAUUCCCCUAUCGAUAUACUUACUGUCUGCCUGCCCCCGUCUGUGCUUGAAUUCAACAGCCACCAUCAACAUGGGUGGAUACGGAAAGAGGCGGCAGAGCUUAUGAGUAAAAUGCAGACUAUGUAUACUGAGAUAUCUGAGACCCUCAACAGCAUGGAAGAGAAAAGCAGCUCUAUUGAGCAGGAACUAUCUGAUGCCUAUGAUCUGCAGAGCUGCAUAAUGGACCUUAAAGAUCAGCUUUUAAAAGAGAAAGAUGAAUAUGAUGAUGCUUUGCAACCUAUUUUUGUGGAGAAUAUUCAAGAAAGUCAGAGUACUUUGGAUAUUCUAGAGCUAAAUCGUUUGAGACGCGCACUUCUGAUUGGUUCUUAUGCUUGGGAUCAUCAACUCUGCUUGUUAAAUUCUCGACUUAGAAAAGCAUGUGCCAUUAAAGCUUCUGAUGGUGAUGUGUCUGGACAUCCAGAAUUACAGCAUCGUCCAAAGACUGGUCUUGGACCGAAUGAGGGUCCAUAUGACAGAGAAGAUGUACUUUCUGAUUCAGAAGCUAUUACUGAUAAUAAAGACUCAGGAAACACGCUCUCCCCAGCUUCUUCGUUGUCUGAGAGGAUAGAUUCAGCGUGGUUAGGCACAUGUAAGAGUCUAGAGAAUGCUCAACCAAUGCCUGAGGCAGAAGGCUUUUCGGCUGUUAACUCUCCCCUUCAGAGGUUAGCCAGGCCGAUACGGGUUCAUUCAUUUGAUUCUGUGUUGCGAUACCAAGAACGAAUCCAAAAAGGUUUGCCUCCGUCUUCAUUGUAUCUCUCGACGCUCAGAUCCUUCCACGCUUCUGGAGAGUAUCGAAACAUGGUGAGGGAUCCUGUCACUAAUGUGAUGAGGACUUACACGCAAAUGUUGCCGCUUGAAGUAAAAAGGUUGAAUCUUAUUGUUGGUACAACGCCCACAUACAUCUCUUCUGCAUCGCACAUGGCUGAUGGGGCUCGGUUCCUAAUUUCCCAAGACUGUCUCAAUGAUAUUGUGAUUCCUGUCUAUGACGAUGACCCUGCCAGCGUCAUAUCAUAUGCUCUUAGUUCCAAGGAAUAUGGGGGCUGGGUUGCUGAUAAGGGUGGUGGCAUUGACAGGAACAGACAGACCUCACCUGCCUUCAUGUCCUGGCGUUCAUUGGGGUCAGUGGAUGUUGAUUUCAUUCACUACACAGCCUACGGGUCUCAAGACGAUAAAAAGUCACCGCAUUUGACCAUUUCCUUCAUUGACGACUCUUCUGCAACUGAAGGGAAGGUGAAAUUCUCUGUCACAUGUUAUUUUGCAAAGCUGUUUGAUUCUCUGAGGAAUAAAUGCUGUCCAAGUGAAGUGGACUUUGUGAGAUCCUUAAGCCGCUGCCAGAGGUGGCGUGCCCAGGGUGGAAAAAGCAAUGUUUACUUUGCCAAGUCAUUGGAUGAGAGAUUCAUCAUAAAGCAGGUCAUAAAGACAGAGCUAGAAUCUUUUGAGGAAUUUGCACCCGAAUACUUUAAGUAUCUGACGGAUUCGCUCAGUUCUGGAAGUCCGACUUGCCUUGCUAAGGUCCUCGGUAUCUAUCAGGUAUCUAUCAAACAUCUGAAUGGUGGAAAAGAGAUGAAAAUGGACUUGAUGGUGAUGGAGAACCUCUUCUACAGGAGAGGCAUAACUAGGAUCUAUGAUCUCAAGGGAUCAGCACGGUCACGGUAUAACGCAAACACAUCAGGGGGAAACAAAGUUCUGCUGGAUAUGAAUCUGUUGGAGACACUCCGGACUGAACCCAUUUUCCUUGGGAGCAAAGCGAAGAGAAGCCUGGAGAGGGCCAUAUGGAAUGAUACCUCCUUCUUGGCCUCCGUGGAUGUGAUGGACUACUCUCUACUGGUCGGGAUAGACGAGGAGCGUAAAGAGCUGGUAUUGGGGAUCAUCGACUUCAUGAGACAGUACACAUGGGACAAGCACCUCGAGACUUGGGUCAAAGCCUCCGGCAUCCUCGGAGGUCCCAAGAACGCUUCUCCCACUAUUAUUUCGCCAAAGCAGUACAAGAAAAGGUUCCGUAAGGCCAUGACGACGUAUUUUCUCACCGUCCCUGAUCAGUGGUCUUCCUGAAUGAAACCCUUCAACCACCCCUACCCCUAUCUGUUCAUCAAUAAUGCAAUUGGGCACAGACACCUCUUCGGAGCUCACCUAUAUCUCCUUUGUUUUUCUUUUCUCUCUUGUGGAUUGAUUUCUCCGAGUCUGGAGAAUGUAUAUUGUAAUCACCGGCAAAGUGAACCCAUAACCAAAGAAAAUACGAGAUGAAUGUAUACAUUGCCUUUUAAA
This is a messenger RNA of Tarenaya hassleriana, 5912 nucleotides long. Its product is annotated as putative 1-phosphatidylinositol-3-phosphate 5-kinase FAB1C. Gene Ontology annotation, biological process: phosphatidylinositol phosphate biosynthetic process. Gene Ontology annotation, molecular function: ATP binding; 1-phosphatidylinositol-3-phosphate 5-kinase activity. The transcript is spliced from 11 exons. NCBI's taxonomy places the organism in Eukaryota, Viridiplantae, Streptophyta, Magnoliopsida, Brassicales, Cleomaceae. Gene Ontology annotation, cellular component: endosome membrane. The record is from RefSeq and is a predicted model, not a curated record. Bases 747 to 5699 code for a protein of 1650 amino acids.